AUGGCCACGCCCAGUCUGCAGGAUGGCGGAGGAGCAAUGUUAACAAAGAAGGAGCUAGCACAGGACUGUCGCCUCCACAGCUCUAUGCAGAUGUAUGCUAAUGCACUGCUCUGGUGGAGGAUUCGCAGGAAGACGGCGAGCCGCUGCACGCUCGAUGAAUUCAUCAAGAGAGAAAUGAAGCAGAACUUCACACCAGGAGUCCCGCCUGUGAUCGCAGCUCUCCAACAGCUCUGCCUGGGCAUUCGCAGGAGCUGA
This is a messenger RNA of Knipowitschia caucasica, 255 nucleotides long. The record is from the annotation of a GenBank genome assembly. Lineage: Eukaryota; Metazoa; Chordata; Actinopteri; Gobiiformes; Gobiidae.